Globicephala melas (long-finned pilot whale) is the source of this 1062-nucleotide messenger RNA. It is a transcript of the gene HOXB2, whose product is annotated as homeobox B2. Gene Ontology annotation, molecular function: RNA polymerase II cis-regulatory region sequence-specific DNA binding; DNA-binding transcription factor activity, RNA polymerase II-specific. Gene Ontology annotation, cellular component: nucleus. Lineage: Eukaryota; Metazoa; Chordata; Mammalia; Artiodactyla; Delphinidae. Gene Ontology annotation, biological process: regulation of transcription by RNA polymerase II. The record is from RefSeq and is a predicted model, not a curated record.
AUGAAUUUUGAAUUUGAGAGGGAGAUUGGGUUUAUAAACAGCCAGCCAUCGCUCGCCGAGUGUCUGACUUCCUUCCCCGCUGUCUUGGAGACAUUUCAAACUUCAUCAAUCAAGGAGUCGACAUUAAUUCCUCCUCCUCCUCCUUUCGAGCAAACCUUCCCCAGCCUCCAGCCCGGCGCCUCCACCCUUCAGAGACCCGGGAGCCAAAAGCGAGCUGAAGAUGGGCCCGCUCUGCCGCCGCCGCCGUUCCCCGCUGCCCCCCUGGCUCCUGAGUUCCCCUGGAUGAAAGAGAAGAAAUCCGCCAAGAAACCCAGCCAAUCCGCCACGUCUCCCCCGGCCGCCUCCUCCGUCCCGGCCUCCGGGGUCGGAUCGCCCGCAGCUGGGCCGGGACUGCAGGAGGCCGCGGGCGGCGGGGCGCGCAGGCUGCGCACUGCUUACACCAACACGCAGUUGCUGGAGCUGGAGAAGGAAUUCCACUUUAACAAGUACCUGUGCCGGCCGCGCCGCGUGGAGAUAGCGGCCUUGCUGGACCUCACCGAGAGGCAGGUCAAAGUGUGGUUCCAGAAUAGGCGCAUGAAGCACAAGCGGCAGACGCAGCACCGAGAGCCGCCCGACGGGGAGCCAGCCUGCGCCGGCGCGCCGAAGGACACCGGCGAGCCCGCCGAGGAGCCCGUGGCCAGCCCGGGCCGCCCCACCGCCUCGCAGGCGGUUCGGGAAGCCUGCUGUCACCCGCCCGAGGUCGCGCCGGGGCCUCCUAGCGCCUCGGGACCCCGGCCUUUGGCAGCUCGCGUGGAGGACGCGGGCGCGCGGAGGCCGGGCGGCGCGCUGCGCGGGGCGGGAGGGCUGGGGUCGGAGCCGUUGCCAGAAGACGUCUUCCCGGAGCGACAGGAUUCACCUUUCCUGCCCGACCUCAGCUUCUUCGCGGCCGACUCCUGUCUCCAGCUGUCCGGAGGCCUCUCCCCCAGCCUCCAGGGCUCCCUUGACAGCCCGGUUCCCUUUUCCGAAGAAGAGCUGGACUUCUUCACCAGCACCCUCUGUGCCAUCGACCUGCAGUUCUCCUAA